UGUGUAAUCAGACUGAAAUGCGCGAAAUUUAAACAAAAAGUAACUUUCGAACACCUACGAGAUUUCCAAAAGUGGAAAAAAGUUAGAGUGGUACCGAAAAAUAAAAUAUUUUCAACUCGUAUCAGUAUCCUCUGAAUCUGUUUUUUUACCGGAUUUUUUUCAGCAUCCCACAUAACCUUACUUCGUGACAGCCCAAACGCCCCAACUUCUAGUCACCAAAAUGAAACAACUUACAAUAAUUUUGUGCUUUUCCGUGAUUUUCCUAAGUAGUUUACACCAAAAUAGAGCACAGUUGGAGUUCGAACUGCCAAAAAAUGGACACACGAACAACUGGGCUGUCUUAGUCGACACGAGUCGUUUCUGGUUCAAUUACCGGCAUGUAGCCAACGUACUUUCGAUAUAUAGAAGCGUCAAGCGCCUUGGUAUACCCGAUAGCCAGAUAAUUUUGAUGAUUGCCGAUGACAUGGCUUGUAAUCCUAGAAAUCCGCGUCCAGCGACAGUUUUCAAUAACGCUAAUCAACAUAUUAACGUAUAUGGGGAUGACGUUGAGGUGGAUUAUCGAGGAUAUGAAGUUACUGUUGAAAAUUUUGUGCGUCUUCUAACAGGAAGAUUACCACCAGGUACUCCCAGAUCGAAACAGCUGAUUACUGAUGAGGGUAGCAACGUGCUUAUUUAUUUAACAGGGCAUGGUGGAGAUGGGUUUUUGAAGUUUCAGGAUUCUGAGGAGAUCACAAGUCAGGAGAUGGCAGAUGCUUUGGAGCAAAUGUGGCAGAAGCAAAGGUAUCAUGAAUUGUUUUUUAUGAUUGAUACCUGCCAAGCGGCUUCAAUGUAUGAGCGGUUUUAUUCACCUAAUAUUCUAGCUGUUGGUAGCAGCUUGGUAGGAGAAGAUUCACUGUCACAUCACGUGGAUCCAGCAAUUGGAGUUUACAUCAUCGACCGAUACACAUACCACGCUCUAGAUUUUCUUGAAAGUAUUGACGAGCACACGAAUAAGACAAUGGGGGAAUUUCUUAGCGUGUGUCCGAAGAGAGUUUGUAUCUCCACAGUCGGUGUCAGGAGAGAUCUAUUCAGAAGGAAUCCCUUUGAAGUCCCCAUCACAGACUUCUUUGGAUCUGUAAGACCUGUGGAAGUCAUAACUCAAGUGGCUCCUCAGCCAGAGGUCUUAAAUAAAACCAGAUAUCAAGUGACGUCGACACCAAAGAAGCACCGAUACGUUCCACCUCUAGUUAAUUUUAAUUCCCUAGUUUAGUUUUUUAUGUUGCAAUAAAUCAUUCCAUGUGUA
Molecule: messenger RNA, 1282 nt
Organism: Zophobas morio
Lineage: Eukaryota; Metazoa; Arthropoda; Insecta; Coleoptera; Tenebrionidae
Product: putative GPI-anchor transamidase
Exons: 6
Coding region: 221-1249 (342 amino acids)
Biological process (GO): proteolysis; attachment of GPI anchor to protein
Cellular component (GO): GPI-anchor transamidase complex
Molecular function (GO): GPI-anchor transamidase activity
Source: RefSeq, a predicted model, not a curated record